Microthlaspi erraticum is the source of this 993-nucleotide messenger RNA. Lineage: Eukaryota; Viridiplantae; Streptophyta; Magnoliopsida; Brassicales; Brassicaceae. The record is from the annotation of a GenBank genome assembly.
AUGCAAAUGGUCAAGGAUGUUCUAGCCAACAGUGAUAAAGUUUCAGAGGUCCUACAAGAGUCUACUCAUCAGUUCAACCUGCUUACUUCACCCACCUUCCUACCAAAGGUCAAGGAUCAAGGGAAAUUCACUCUCCCUUGCACACUUGGGCAUCUUGAGAUUGACAAUGCCUUAGUGGAUUCUGGAGCAAGCAUCAAUCUGAUCUCUCUCUCCAUGGCAGAGAAGCUAGGCAUAGCUGGAGCCUUGCAGCGCCCUACUACUUCAAUCAUGUUUGGAGAUGCAACUUCUAAGUCUCCUCUUGGAGUGUUCAAGAACUAUCACUUGAAAAUUGGAGAAUGCAUCAUCCAAACUGAUCUCACUGUGAUGGAAAUGGAAGAAGAGAAGGAUUUGCCUUGUUAUUGGGAACCCCUUUCCUUACCUAGAGGUUCAGACUUUUGUGCCACAAUUGACAGUACCAAUCUCAGUUCUAAGAGUCAUGGAGCUACAAAGGUUGUGAAGGAAAGGGUUGACAAGGAACCAAGAGUUGGGAAGGAUAAGGAUGAGAGAGGACCAAGGAUUGAGAAGCCACGUCUUGAGAGGGCUAGAGUUGAGAAACCACGAUCUGAUAGGCCAAGAGCUGAGAGACUUGUUCAAGCCCCUUGUGUGCUUGAUGAAGAGAGCCUUCAAGCUUUGUUUGAUGAGCCACUAGGAAGGGCUCUAAAAGAAGGGGAGGAUGCAGCCUCUAAGGCAAGACCAGGAGAUAAAAGAAAGGAUCCACCAGCUCAGGCCCCUUCAGUCAAGCCAUCUCAGCUCACAAUGACUUUGUUCCCCACCAAGUUUGAAAAUGGGAAGAUUGAGUACAAGAUAAGGUACAAGGGGAGAUCAAGGCCAUUCUCUAGAGCCAAGGCCUUGGUGACUUCAGAACAGUCCAGGGACCCAACCAAGCUAAAGGAGCUUCUGUCUCAAGUCCUCACUAUCACCCUUGAUGGUGGGACUAGCUCAACCAAUGCCUAA